Nematolebias whitei (Rio pearlfish) is the source of this 1229-nucleotide messenger RNA. RefSeq names its product upstream stimulatory factor 2. Bases 195 to 1151 code for a protein of 318 amino acids. Gene Ontology annotation, molecular function: RNA polymerase II cis-regulatory region sequence-specific DNA binding; protein dimerization activity; DNA-binding transcription factor activity, RNA polymerase II-specific. The record is from RefSeq and is a predicted model, not a curated record. Gene Ontology annotation, biological process: regulation of transcription by RNA polymerase II. Lineage: Eukaryota; Metazoa; Chordata; Actinopteri; Cyprinodontiformes; Rivulidae. The transcript has 11 exons.
CAGCAGAUCUGCGCGCGCGGAGUCACCUCUGAUCAUCACAGCAGCUCAGCAGCGGCCUCCAUUUUAACUCCGACACCGAGUCGUGCCUCACGUGUCCUGGGCUGUCUCUCUCACAUGACCCGAGUGUUUGUUCCCGUGAUCAGCACUCCCAUCUCCGUCUGUGACACCGAAUAUCACUUUUUAUUUUCACCCUGAUGGAUAUGCUCGAACAGAGUCUGGACACUGCAAGUCAAGAAAAGCAAGAAGAAGAGGUUGUCCGGGUAUCUGAAGACGGAACAGGAGAAGAGCAGACGGCUGUAACUAUAGCCAGUGUUCAGCAGGCUGCAGCGUUUGGUGAACAUAACAUACAAUAUCAGUUCCGCACUGAGAGCGGCCAGGUGACGUACCGUGUCGUGCAGGUGACGGAUCAGCACCUUGACGGAAGAGAAGAUGCAGGAGGAGCUGUGAGCGUCGUCUCAACAGCUGCUUUUGCUGGCGCUCCUCAGGCUGUAGCUCAGGCUGUGAUCCAAAACCCUUUCAGUAAUGGAGGAAGCCCAGCAGGGGAGGCAGUGGGAGGGGAGACCCGCUUUGCUUAUUUCCCCGCAACUGCGGUGAGCGACGGGACUGUGUCAGUGCAGGCCGCUGCAGACCCUACCCUCACACAGGCAGGGGGUCAGUUUUAUGUGAUGAUGACACCCCCUGAUGUCAUUCAAACAGGAACACAACGAACCAUCGCCCCACGCACACAGCCCUACUCUGCAGAUGAAAACGAGCUGCUGCAACGUGAAGGUUUAAACUGGAAAAUGGAUGGACCCCGAACGCCUCGAGAUGAAAGAAGGAGAGCGCAACAUAAUGAAGUUGAAAGACGGCGAAGAGACAAAAUCAACAACUGGAUUGUCACGCUUUCUAAGAUGAUCCCUGACUGCAGUAUGGACAGCACCAAGACUGGAGCCAGCAAAGGAGGCAUCCUGUCUAAAGCCUGCGACUACAUCCGUGAGCUGAGGCAGAAUAACCAGCGACUCCAGGAGAGCCUAAAGGAAGUGGAGAGGAUACAAGUGGACAAUGAGCUGUGCAGGCAGCAGAUCGAAGAGCUGAAGAAUGAGAACGCGUUGCUCCGAGCACAGCUCCAGCAGCACGGCAUCGAAAUGGUCGGAGAGACGCCGCCGCAGUAAGCGAGAUGAAAAGAGCGGGGACGAGCGAACACCACUCGAAUGUGUAACUGACACUGUGGAAAUGCGGGCGAGAUGAUU